AUGAGUGAUGAAUGCAGAGUUGUGCUGAAUGAUCUCACAAUGGAAUCCACAGAUGCAAGUAAUGCUGCAAAUAAGUGGCUGAAGCAUGGGGGAGGGCUUGCUGCAGCAAUUGUCAGACAAGGUGGAAGAAUAAUCCAGCAGGAAAGUGACGAGUAUGUCUCUGUACACGGUCCCGUGGCUACAGAAUGAGUCGCAGUGACAGGACCCGGAAGAUUACCUUGUAAGGCAAUCAUCCACGCAGUAGGCCCAGUAUGGAAAGGCGGAAACUCCUCCGAGAACACGUACCUCAAAUCUGUUGUACUACGCUCGCUUGAGGAAUGUGAUAAGCGCAGUUACACCAGUGUUGCUAUCCCCGCCAUCAGCAGUGGUAUCUUCGGUUUUCCAAAGGAGCGCUGUGCAGCUAUCCUUUUCUCUGUGGUGAUAACUUAUCUACGUUCUACGAAUCUUUGUUCUCUCGAACUAGUUCGGUUCACGAACUUUGAUAAGCCGACCGUGGAUGUAUUUAAAGGGCGCGCGUUAUUGAUACACCAAGAGCUGAAGGAUGAUGUGGAUUGACAGUCAGUUGCUGUGUAGGGAAAUCUACACAGUGACGGAUCUAGGGGAAGUUACGUUGAACCUUAAUGGCAGGGCCGUAGCUGGGGGUGGGGCACGCCCCCCCAUUAUUUUCAAAGGUUUUAAGGAAAUGACUAGUAGGGGCGUGGCUGUGCCCCUCUCCCCCUUUUUUCCUUUAUGUUUCUGUAUUGUGCCCUUCCCCUUCCCCAAGCUUACGUGGCCUGCUACGACGGCUCUAAGUGAUACACAAAUUACGGCUCAAAAGCCUUCGGUUGAGUUUUCAUAAAUUGAACCAUCAUUUGAAAAAUCCUGGACCGCCACUGUCACGUUGCAGUUAAAGCAGAGUAAUGUUUCGUAGGUGGGAUAAACGUCUAAAGUUGUACAAAGUGCUGCAGCCUGUAUUACUAUAGUGAAUCUAAAUCCUUGUGGGUUUAUCUCAAAGCAUCGCCACAGGAACCCCUAGCGCCUGUUUUUUUUUUUUUUUGCUGUUUUCUGCUGAGGAGGUAUAGAAAAAGGAAAUUAUUCAAUGUCUUUUAAUUUCUAGUUUUCUCAUUGAGAGUACUCCUGGUUUUUUUUUACACAAAUGUAGGAUAAACAGAAUUGCCCAUGUGAUGUAGAUUUGACAAGGGUGGUUUAGACCCCGUCCCCACGUAUCCGUUUUCGUUUAAAAAGUCAACCUUUUUGUUAUACGGAUGUGUUACGGAUACGGGUACCGUCCACACGUCAAUGCAUGACUGAAAACGGAACGAUUUAAAAACGAUCUCCAGAGUGGAACAAUUGGAAAACGAUACCCUUUCGGAGCCGUGGGGACUGACGAAAACGGAACCUUUCAAAAACGAUGGCGUGAUUUAAUUUGCGCGCGCGAUGUAAACAAACGAAUGGGUCUACGCAUGCGCUGUAGAACUUGUUAUCGUUUUAGUAUUGUUUCUGCAUUUUCGUGGUGACGGGUCGUAUCAAAAUGAAAAAGCUUCGUGUGGACGCGGAUCUGAAAACGGAACAAAAAGGUUUGCGUUUUCAAACAAAAAAGGAUACGUGGGACGGGGUCUUGGAUCCAUGCCGCCAUCAAGACACAGGCUCAAGUACGUUCGGUUGGGCGAGCGCGCAUUCCUUUUCAAAUUUCUUUUGUUGCAGUUCUCCUGUUGCAAGCAGCAGCAUGGAACUCAAACACGCUUGUAGGUUAGCGAGAACAAAAGACGUGGAAAGGACGCGUCAAUUGUCGAGGUGCACUAAGACAUCACGUGGCUUUCUAUGCCAGAAUACGAACAACAAAAUGCAACUUAUUUUAGCACUUACGAUCUAUAGUGUCUUUAAGAUACCUCUAGUCUUUAGUCUUAACACUAGUCAAUACUUUACAAUCCUUAAAAAAAAACUAAAAUUAACCUAGA
Nematostella vectensis (starlet sea anemone) is the source of this 1937-nucleotide messenger RNA. RefSeq lists its product as uncharacterized. Gene Ontology annotation, molecular function: transcription corepressor activity. Gene Ontology annotation, biological process: negative regulation of gene expression. Gene Ontology annotation, cellular component: cytoplasm; nucleus. The record is from RefSeq and is a predicted model, not a curated record. NCBI's taxonomy places the organism in Eukaryota, Metazoa, Cnidaria, Anthozoa, Actiniaria, Edwardsiidae.